Molecule: messenger RNA, 312 nt
Organism: Vicia faba (fava bean)
Lineage: Eukaryota; Viridiplantae; Streptophyta; Magnoliopsida; Fabales; Fabaceae
Source: the annotation of a GenBank genome assembly
AUGUGUAGGCUUGUGAAGUAUGCCAGAGGAAUAAAUACCAAACACUCACACCUGGAGGGUUACUACAACCUCUACCAGUUCCCACAAAAAUUUAGAGUGGCAUAUCUAUGGAUUUCAUUUGAGGGCUACCCCAAGGUUCAAGGAGUAGAUACAGUUAUGGUGAUAGUGGAUAGGCUGACCAAAUAUGCUCACUUUCUUCCCGUCAGCAUCCAUAUACAGCAAAAGGCAUUGCUGACUUAUUCAUUAAAGAGGUGGUUAGGCUACAUGGAUUUCCCAGCUCCAUUGUGUCUGAUAGAGACAAGGUUUUCUUAA